This is a messenger RNA of Eriocheir sinensis (Chinese mitten crab), 2232 nucleotides long. RefSeq names its product titin-like. The record is from RefSeq and is a predicted model, not a curated record. Lineage: Eukaryota; Metazoa; Arthropoda; Malacostraca; Decapoda; Varunidae. The coding region runs from base 38 to 2197 and encodes 719 amino acids. The transcript is spliced from 2 exons.
AAGUCUUCUUAAUUUCAUAAACGUUUACUCAACAAUUAUGAAUCUUCUUGUACUCUGGACGAUCAUCGUGCUGGGGCUGGGCCCCCUCGCCGACAGUACCGGGGACGCGGGGCUCCGGGGGCUCCCGGAGAAGGAGACCCGCUGUGCCGCCCUGGUGCAGGCCGCCUUGAGGGAGUACCGAAAUCUUUACGCGGCGGGACUCCAUGAUUCACCGCAUGUGAUGGAUCUGAUAUUAGCAAGACUGGGAAUCGCUCCGAACGACACAGUUAAGACAGUAGAAAGGAAGGUCUUUGAUAGUACCGAUGAAAUGGGACAUGAAACCGGAAAAAAGACAGUUGUUGAGAAGACGACGGAGUCUGACGUAGCACCCAACGGAACUGUAACAAAAACUUCGGAAACCACGGUCGAUAUAGAUGAGGACGGUAAACAAAGUGGUGAAAAAUCUGUGACCGAAAGUGAAACCAUGACGGGCCAGACUCCAGAUAAUGGGACCAUAGCACGAACAGUGGACGUUAAAAAGGUAUUGGACGAAGAGGGCAACGAAGUAAAGGAGGAAGUUGUUAUUAAGAAGGAAUUGAUAGUACAACCUCCCACCAAUACGACUGAGGAAAAGCCCCAGGACAAUGAAGACGCAAAUCUUAUCAGUCCAAAAUUAGGGGCGGACGACAAAGGUGAAAACAAAACCGAAUUAAAACAUGAUGCCUCAGGAAAGAGCGACGGACCUCAGAAAGCAGAACUUACAGAGAAAAUAAAGGAUAUUCUGCCCGGCAAUAUAACGAAUGAAGUGUUAGUUAAAGAGAAGAAAGAACAGCUUUCUCCACAGGAAAGCACUAUUGUGACGUCUGUGGAAAGGAAGAAUGUUACAGAGAAAGAUGAUGGACUUGAGAAAGUAGAACGAUCAGAGGAAAUAAAGGAAAUUCUGCCCGGCAAUAUGACGAAUGAAGUGUUAGUUAAAGAGAAGAAAGAACAGCUUUCUCCACAGGAAAGCACUAUUGUGACGUCUGUGGAAAGGAAGAAUGUUACAGAGAAGGAUGAUGGACUUGAGAAAGUAGAACGAACAGAGGAAAUAAAGGAAAUUCUGCCCGGCAAUAUAACGAAUGAAGUGUUAGUUAAAGAGAAGAAAGAACAGCUUUCUCCACAGGAAAGCACCAAGGUGACAUCUGUGGAAAGGAAGAAUGUUACAGAGAAGGAUGAUGGAAAAGAUGUCGAGAAAGAAACUGUAAUUCAAAAAGAAGUCGAAAAGAAUGCGUGUUAUAGCGACAUCAAAGAGGUUCGUAACGAAAAACAUCUUAAUGAAACAAUUGAAGACUUGAAACACGAAGUGGACGACGUGAAAAACAAGAUUAAGGAAGAAAAAGAAAAGGCUGAAGAAACAAAUGCUACGCGUAGCCCAUGCGUCGUAAAAGAACCAAGUGCUGCCCCUGUCAUUCAAGAAGGUAACGUCGUUGAAAAGAUAGUCCCUGCUGUGACGCCGGCGAAGGUUGCCGAAAAGAUUCAUCCUACGGUGACGGAAGGGAAAGUCCCCGUUGAGACAAUAGAGAAGGUUGUUGAGCAGGCUGCCCCUCCGGUGACAGAGGAGAUCGUAAGCGUCUCUAAGGAACAAGAAGAAGUCCCUGUUGUGGCAGAAGAGAAGAAGGUUGUUGAAAAGAUUCAUCCUACGGUGACAGAAGGAAAAGUACCGGUAGUCCCUCAACAGGAGGUUGUUGAAAAAGUUGCCCCAUCGCCGACAGAAGAAAAAGUUCCUGUUGUGACACAAGAAAGGGUUAUUGAAAAGGUUGCCCCACAAGAAAGGGUUAUUGAACAGUCUGCCCCUCUGGUGACAGAAGAGAUUGUCACUGUUCCUAAAGGGAACGAAGAAGGCCCUGUUGUUGUAAUAGAGGAAAAGGUUCCCGUCGUGACAAAUCAGACAGUUGAAAAGAUUCAUCCUACGGCGACAGAAGAGAUUGUCACUGUUUCUAAAGGGAACGAAGAAGGCCCUGUUGUUGUAACAGAGGAAAAGGUUCCCGUCGUGACAAAUCAGACAGUUGUAGAAAAGAUUACUCCUUCCGUAACAGAAGAAAGAGUUGUCAGUCAACGGAAGGUUGUUGAGAAGGGUGCCCCCUCUGUCAACGAAAGCGUAGUUUCCAUUCCAAAGAGGGAGGAAGGAGUAGUUGAAAGAAUUGCUCCUGUUGUAAAGAAAGCAAUUACAACAGAGUAGUGAUACCAGGUUGCUGUUUCUCUUAUCUAUUUCAU